CAGAACCAUGGACUGAAUGAAAGUGCCUGUCAAUUUGCAAACUAUGGCUGACCAGGAAGACAUCAGUAAGCUGGGAGGGCACUGGAACAUGUCGGACAGCUACCAGCGCAACCCAGCAGCGCUGAUCGUCUCGGUGGUCUUCUCCCUCAUCUUCCUGCUCGGCACCGUCGGGAACAUCCUGGUCCUGGCCGUCCUCCUCAGAAACGGGCAGAUGGGCCACAACACCACCAAUCUCUUCAUCCUUAACCUCAGCGUGGCUGACUUCUUCUUCAUCAUCUUCUGCGUGCCCUUCCAGGCCACCAUCUACUCGCUGGAGGGCUGGGUCUUCGGCUCCUUCAUGUGCAAGGCCGUCCACUUCUUCAUCAACCUCACCAUGUACGCCAGCAGCUUCACGCUCGCCACCGUCUCUGUCGACAGGUAUCUAGCAAUCCGCUACCCCCUGCGCUCCAGGGAGCUGAGGACACCAGUGAACGCUGUAGCUGCCAUGGCAGUGAUCUGGGGCCUCUCGCUGAUCUUUGCCGGGCCGUACCUCAGCUACUAUGGGCUCAUUGACUUCGCCAACGGCAACGUGUGCGUUCCCAGUUGGGCGGAGUCCAAUCGGAAGGUCCUGGACACAUGCACCUUCAUUUUCGGCUACGUCAUCCCUGUACUCAUCGUCAGCCUCUCAUAUACCAGAACUAUAAAGUACCUCUGGACUGCUGUGGACCCUCUCGAUGGCAUGUCUGAUUCCAAGAGAGCGAAGCGAAAGGUGACUAAGAUGAUCAUCAUCGUCACCGUGCUCUUCUGCAUCUGCUGGCUCCCCUACCAUGUAGUCAUCUUGUGCUACCUCUAUGGUGACUUCCCCUUCAACCAGACCACCUACGCAUUCAGACUGCUCUCCCACUGCAUGGCCUACGCCAACUCCUGCCUCAACCCCAUCGUCUACGCCCUGGUGUCCAAGCAUUUCCGCAAAGGGUUCAAGAAAGUGUUUAGCUGCAUCCUCAGUAAGAAAGGCAGGAACAGGGUGCAUGUCAUGCAUGUGGCCAACAUGGCUCCCGGGUUCGAGGCCGCGUCGACGGAGGUUUCUCAGAUGAAUGAGGAGAACAUUCAGCCCAACGGCCAUGAGAUGGUCAGUUCUCCUGUCGUUCCCCAGGGAGCCCAGGUGACUGUGACUUCGCCGUUCCAAAAGACACCAUCAGAAAAACUCAAGUAAGAUAUGAGAGGCCACUGCGACACAAAGGAACAUGCCGAACGGAAAGUGGCAGAACACGUGAGAGUAGUUUGUGAUGGUCUAGUGUGACAGUAUUUCCACCAGGUUUGUUGCAUUUUUCACAUAUUAUGCAACUUGUAUAUAUUGAAAAUCUUAUUAAACUGAAGAACUUUGGCAUGCCAACAACUGUAU
This is a messenger RNA of Brienomyrus brachyistius, 1381 nucleotides long. RefSeq names its product galanin receptor 2b-like. Bases 17 to 1192 code for a protein of 391 amino acids. The transcript has 3 exons. The record is from RefSeq and is a predicted model, not a curated record. Gene Ontology annotation, cellular component: membrane. Gene Ontology annotation, molecular function: G protein-coupled receptor activity. Lineage: Eukaryota; Metazoa; Chordata; Actinopteri; Osteoglossiformes; Mormyridae. Gene Ontology annotation, biological process: G protein-coupled receptor signaling pathway.